This is a messenger RNA of Glycine soja, 3268 nucleotides long. RefSeq names its product pentatricopeptide repeat-containing protein At1g52620-like. The record is from RefSeq and is a predicted model, not a curated record. The transcript has a single exon. Bases 117 to 2594 code for a protein of 825 amino acids. NCBI's taxonomy places the organism in Eukaryota, Viridiplantae, Streptophyta, Magnoliopsida, Fabales, Fabaceae. Gene Ontology annotation, molecular function: protein binding.
GUAAAAGUGGAGGAGGAGGCUAAGACCCUGGCUACUGGCACUUGUUGUUUCUUGGACUCACAUCAUAUGAUAUGUUAGUAGCAAAUUCAUGAUUGAAAUGUUCAACUUGAUUUCAAAUGUCCAAGGCCAUUCUUUCUCGAAUCAAACCUCGUCACCGCCCCAAAGGUUCCUCCUCCUCUUUGCCUCCCCGCAUCAACCACCUCGUUUCCGACGUCAUCCAAAUCCUUAGAACUAGUAAAACCCACCAAUGGCAGGAUCCCCUCGAAUCUCGCUUCGCAGAAUCCAAGGUUGUCGUUUCCGACGUUGCCCAUUUCGUCAUCGACCGAGUCCAUGACGCAGAACUCGGUUUGAAGUUUUUCGAUUGGGCUUCGACCCGACCCUUCUCUUGUUCUCUCGACGGGGUUGCCCAUUCUUCUCUUCUCAAGCUCUUGGCCAGCUACAGGGUGUUCCCUGAGAUCGAGUUGGUGCUGGAGAACAUGAAAGCUCAACACUUGAAACCUACCCGUGAAGCAUUCAGCGCUUUGAUUCUUGCAUAUGCUGAAUCUGGGUCUCUUGAUAGGGCCCUCCAGUUAUUCCAUACUGUUCGUGAAAUGCAUAAUUGUUUUCCCACUUUUGUCGCUAGCAAUUUGUUGCUGAAUGGUUUAGUCAAAAGCGGGAAAGUUGAUGUUGCGCUUCAGCUGUAUGAUAAAAUGCUUCAAACAGAUGAUGGCACUGGUGCUGUUGUGGAUAACUACACCACCUCCAUAAUGGUGAAGGGAUUAUGCAACUUGGGGAAGAUUGAGGAAGGUAGGAGGUUGAUUAAGCAUAGAUGGGGGAAGGGUUGUGUGCCACAUGUGGUGUUUUAUAAUAUGAUUAUUGAUGGGUAUUGCAAGAAGGGUGAUCUCCAAUGUGCAACUAGAGCUCUCAAGGAAUUGAAAAUGAAGGGGGUUUUGCCAACCGUAGAAACUUACGGGGCUUUAAUUAAUGGAUUUUGCAAGGCAGGGGAGUUCGAAGCAGUUGAUCAACUUCUGACAGAAAUGGCUGCACGGGGAUUGAAUAUGAAUGUGAAAGUGUUUAAUAAUGUUAUUGAUGCUGAGUACAAGUAUGGUUUGGUAACUGAAGCGGCUGAGAUGUUGAGAAGGAUGGCUGAGAUGGGUUGUGGGCCAGAUAUUACAACUUACAAUAUUAUGAUUAACUUUUCGUGUAAGGGUGGAAGGAUUGAGGAAGCUGAUGAACUCCUAGAGAAGGCAAAAGAAAGGGGAUUGCUGCCUAAUAAGUUUAGUUAUACCCCCCUCAUGCAUGCUUAUUGCAAAAAAGGGGAUUAUGUUAAGGCAUCAGGUAUGCUUUUUAGGAUUGCUGAAAUAGGAGAAAAAUCGGACUUGGUUUCUUAUGGAGCUUUUAUCCAUGGAGUUGUUGUUGCUGGGGAAAUUGAUGUUGCACUGAUGGUCAGAGAGAAAAUGAUGGAGAAGGGCGUUUUUCCUGAUGCUCAAAUUUACAAUGUUUUGAUGAGUGGUCUCUGUAAGAAAGGAAGGAUUCCUGCCAUGAAACUACUACUUUCAGAAAUGCUUGAUCGAAAUGUUCAACCUGAUGUGUAUGUUUUUGCCACAUUGAUAGAUGGUUUUAUUAGAAAUGGUGAACUUGAUGAGGCAAUUAAGAUUUUUAAAGUUAUAAUUCGGAAGGGUGUGGACCCUGGCAUUGUGGGGUAUAAUGCCAUGAUCAAAGGUUUCUGUAAAUUCGGAAAGAUGACAGAUGCUCUGUCUUGCUUAAAUGAGAUGAAUAGUGUGCAUCAUGCUCCAGAUGAAUACACAUAUUCCACAGUUAUAGAUGGAUAUGUAAAACAGCAUGACAUGAGUAGUGCACUUAAGAUGUUUGGACAAAUGAUGAAACAUAAAUUCAAGCCAAAUGUGAUCACCUACACCUCUUUGAUCAAUGGAUUCUGCAAGAAAGCAGAUAUGAUCAGAGCUGAAAAAGUUUUCAGCGGGAUGAAAUCUUUCGAUUUGGUGCCUAAUGUUGUCACAUACACUACACUAGUUGGGGGUUUCUUUAAGGCUGGUAAACCUGAGAGAGCAACAUCCAUUUUUGAGCUAAUGCUGAUGAACGGUUGUCUUCCAAAUGAUGCUACAUUCCAUUACCUGAUAAAUGGUUUAACAAAUACUGCAACUAGUCCAGUUCUUAUUGAGGAAAAGGAUUCUAAGGAAAACGAGAGGUCCUUGAUUUUGGAUUUCUUCACAAUGAUGCUUUUGGAUGGAUGGGAUCAAGUGAUCGCUGCUUAUAAUUCUGUUAUUGUUUGUCUUUGUAAGCAUGGAACGGUUGACACUGCUCAAUUAUUGCUAACUAAGAUGCUCACUAAAGGGUUUCUUAUAGAUUCUGUAUGUUUCACCGCUCUGCUACAUGGCUUAUGCCAUAAAGGCAAAUCAAAAGAAUGGAGAAAUAUUAUAUCCUGUGAUCUAAAUAAGAUUGAACUUCAAACUGCUGUUAAAUAUUCCCUGACAUUAGACAAAUACCUAUAUCAGGGAAGACUCUCAGAGGCUUCGGUUAUUUUACAGACCUUGGUUGAAGACUCCAAGUUUUCGGAUCAAGUAGAGAAAGAUCUAAAGGUUAUAGCAAGACAGUGAGGAAAUUCCCAUGCAUCAGGAAAUUCUACAGACUUAAGAAGUCGAACAACUUUUCACUCUUAAAGAAGACGUUGAUAUUUUUUCUGAAUUCUAUUGAUAGGCAGAGGACUACAAGGCCCAAUAGGAAGCAUUUGGAGGAUUAUGUCUGAAGGAAUUCUGUUAUAGGAUCUGUUAUGCUGGCACUAGAAUCUGUUAGAAUAAUUCUGUUAGUGCUUAUUGUUAUUUGGCCUUUGCUUUUGUCCUUUAGCAAUUGCAAAAGCUAUGUAUAUGGCCUGUAAUGAAGAAAUGAAAUAAGAACAUAUUAGCCUUCUCUUGCCUUGCUUAUUGUGGAGGUGGCUUAGUCCUCGAACUCUAAGGACAGUUACCUCCUCCCUAAUAAUUUUGGUGCUUUCAUUGAACAUAUGGCUGAAACCACGCGUUCCAAGUCCAAUAUGGACCACUCACCUCUACACAGUUUCAUCUCACAGCUACCUACAACUCCAUGGCCUCCAAGCUAAUUAUACUUGAUGACAAUACACAACAAAGAGACAACGCAAGUUAUCUUCAGACAAGCAUUUUAUGAAGAGGUUAUCAAUGAAUCAUUAUUUGUUCCAACAUUUUGUAGUGUUACUGGCAUGCUUUGAAUAACUAUGUAUUAUUUGCAAUCAAGAGUUUAUAUUUUGUUUAGGAUUGAA